AUGCCGGUCAUGAAGGGGUUGCUGGCCCCGCAAAACACCUUCCUGGACACCAUUGUCACCCGCUUUGACGGCACGCACAGCAACUUCCUGCUGGCCAAUGCACAAGGCCCACGAGGUUUUCCCAUUGUCUACUGCUCUGACGGCUUCUGUGAGCUCACAGGCUACGGUCGCACUGAGGUCAUGCAGAAAACCUGCAGCUGCCGUUUCCUCUACGGUCCGGAGACCAGUGAGCCAGCUUUGCAGCGGCUGCAUAAAGCCCUAGAAGGCCACCAGGAGCACCGGGCUGAAAUCUGCUUCUACCGCAAGGAUGGCUCAGCCUUUUGGUGCCUCUUGGACAUGCUGCCCAUCAAGAAUGAGAUGGGACAGGUCGUGCUGUUCCUCUUUUCCUUCAAGGACAUCACUCAGAGUGGUAGCCCAGGACUUGGCCCCCAAGGAGGCCACGGGGACAGUAAUCAUGAAAACUCUCUCCGUAGGAGAGGAGCCAGCUCAAAACUUCAGUCUGCCAGAAGGCAGAGCCGUACGGUCCUACACCGAUUAACUAGCCAUUUUGGACGCCGGAGCCAGGGAGGCGUGAAGACCAAUAAUAACGUGUUUGAGCCAAAGCCAUCAGUGCCCGAGUACAAAGUGGCCUCCGUGGGGGGGUCUCGCUGCCUCCUCCUUCACUACAGCGUCCCCAAGGCCAUUUGGGAUGGCCUCAUCCUCCUUGCCACCUUCUACGUUGCGGUCACCGUCCCCUACAACGUCUGCUUUUCGGGCGAUGAUGACACUCCCAUCACUUCCCGACACACCCUUGUCAGUGACAUCGCUGUGGAGAUGCUCUUCAUCCUGGAUAUCAUCCUGAACUUCCGCACCACCUAUGUGUCCCAGUCCGGCCAGGUGAUCUCUGCUCCUCGUUCCAUUGGCCUCCACUAUCUGGCCACCUGGUUCUUCAUUGACCUUAUUGCUGCUCUACCCUUUGACCUGCUUUAUGUCUUCAACAUCACCGUGACCUCGCUGGUGCACCUGCUGAAGACGGUGAGGCUGCUGCGGCUGCUGCGGCUGCUGCAGAAGCUGGAGCGGUACUCGCAGUGCAGUGCUGUGGUGCUCACACUGCUCAUGUCGGUCUUUGCACUCCUUGCCCACUGGAUGGCCUGCAUCUGGUAUGUCAUCGGGCGCCGGGAGAUGGAGGCCAAUGACCCGCUGCUCUGGGACAUUGGCUGGUUGCAUGAGCUGGGCAAGCGGCUGGAGGUGCCCUAUAUCAACGGCUCUGCGGGCGGCCCAUCGAGGCGCAGUGCCUACAUCGCUGCACUCUAUUUCACGCUGAGCAGCCUCACCAGCGUGGGCUUCGGCAACGUAUGCGCCAACACUGACGCCGAGAAGAUCUUUUCCAUCUGCACUAUGCUCAUAGGCGCGCUGAUGCACGCAGUGGUGUUCGGGAACGUGACGGCCAUCAUCCAGCGCAUGUACUCGCGCCGCUCACUCUACCACAGCCGCAUGAAGGAUCUCAAGGACUUCAUCCGCGUGCACCGCCUGCCGCGGGCGCUCAAGCAGCGGAUGCUCGAGUACUUCCAGACCACAUGGGCUGUCAACAGCGGCAUCGACGCCAACGAGUUACUGCGUGACUUCCCAGACGAGCUGAGAGCUGACAUUGCUAUGCAUCUGAAUCGGGAGAUCCUGCAGCUGCCGCUGUUCGGAACAGCAAGCAGGGGCUGCCUGCGGGCCCUCUCGCUGCACAUCAAGACCUCAUUUUGCGCUCCUGGCGAGUACCUGCUGCGCCGUGGGGAUGCCUUGCAGGCGCACUACUACGUCUGCUCCGGCUCACUUGAGGUGCUCCGAGACAACAUGGUGCUGGCCAUCCUGGGAAAGGGGGACCUGAUUGGAGCAGACAUCCCUGAGCCAGGGCAAGAGCCUGGGUCAGGGACAGGCCCAAGCUGCGUGCUGAAGACUAGUGCCGAUGUAAAAGCACUGACCUACUGUGGCCUGCAGCAGCUGAGCAGCCGAGGGCUGGCUGAGGUCCUGAAGCUCUAUCCUGAGUAUGGGGCUGCCUUCCAGGCUGGCCUACCCCGAGACCUCACCUUCAACCUGCGCCAGGGCUCUGACACCAGUGGCCUUGGCCGCUUUUCCCGAUCCCCUCGCCUCUCCCAGCCCCGCUCAGAAAGCCUUGGCUCCUCCUCAGACAAGACGCUGCCAUCCAUCACAGAGACUGAGGGUGGCUCAGAGCCUGGGGGUGGACCCAGGCCUCGCCGGCCCCUCCUGCUGCCCAACCUCAGCCCAGCACGGCCUCGAGGCUCUCUGGUCAGCCUUUUGGGCGAGGAGCUGCCCCCAUUUUCAGCCCUGGUCUCCUCUCCUUCCUUAUCCCCAUCCCCUGCCCUGGCUGGCCAGGGCCACAGCCCCUCCCCUCAUGGCCCCCCCAGGUGCUCUGCUUCCUGGAAGCCCCCACAGCUUCUCAUUCCCUCACUGGGAACCUUUGGACCUCCGGACCUCAGUCCCCGGAUAGUGGAUGGCAUUGAGGACUCUGGCAGCACAGCUGAGGCCCCUACGUUCCGCUUCAGCAGGAGGCCUGAACACUCAAAGCCCCGCUCACAGGCCCCCCCUACAGGAAUCAGGACCAGCUGGGAAAUGGCCACUGAGGCUGAGGAAGUGAAGGAAAAGAUCUGCAGGCUAAACCAGGAGAUCUCCCGUCUCAAUCAGGAAGUAUCUCAGCUUAGCCAGGAGCUGCGGCACAUCAUGGGUCUGCUACAGGCCAGACUAUCUCCCUCAGGCCACCCAACAGUCUCAGCUUGGCUACCAGCUCCUCCUUGUCCCCACCUGAGGUCGCCAGGCAUCUCUUCCUGUGUGUCCAGACCACCACCUAGCCUCCAGGAUACUACAUUUGCUGAGGUCCACUGCCCGGCCAGUGUGGGUGCAGCAGAGAUGGGGGCCACCCCCCUGGACCUGAGACCUUCCAUAGUGCCUCCCUACUCCUCAGAGCCGGACCCUCUUGUGCCCACCCCCGUGCCAGAGGCCUCAACCCCGACCCCAACCUUCAGGAGGCACAGUUUCCGGUCCAGGUCAGACACGUUCCACUGA
Molecule: messenger RNA, 3048 nt
Organism: Otolemur garnettii (small-eared galago)
Lineage: Eukaryota; Metazoa; Chordata; Mammalia; Primates; Galagidae
Gene: KCNH4
Product: potassium voltage-gated channel subfamily H member 4
Exons: 16
Coding region: 1-3048 (1015 amino acids)
Biological process (GO): regulation of membrane potential; potassium ion transmembrane transport
Cellular component (GO): membrane
Molecular function (GO): voltage-gated potassium channel activity
Source: RefSeq, a predicted model, not a curated record